AUGCCGCGUUCGCGGUCGCAUUCCCCUACCAUCGCGCAAAGCAAAAAGCGCCGCAACUGGUCCUGGGAAGAGGACAAGGUUUUGCUGAUUCAAGCAGCCACAGACAAGCCGUUCGCGGCUGAAAAGGGUCAAUUGACGAAUCCGUGGCAGGCGUUGGCAGACACUUUGCUGGCUUGCGACCACUUCACCCGGGUGGUGGAUGGCCGAAAGAAGCACAUCCUUCUCGACGAUAUUGUUGCUCUCCUCGACGAUGUGAAAGAAAUCACAUCGCAGAAGACGAGCAACAGCGUGGUCGAAAAAGAGAAGGCGGAACAAGGAGCCCUAAUUGUGUGGGACAUGGCCAUUCGCACAAUGAAGCGACCCAACGACAACGAUGGUGACGAGCAGAAGAAGAAACCAGCCCUCGACAAUCGUCGAAACAGCUUAGCGGCCGCCAUCGAGGUUGAGAGCGAGCGUGAGUUGGUGGUGCGGGAAUGUAAUGAUGGCAAGGUUGCCGACCAAGAAUACAGCUUGUCGCAUCGUUAA
Aphanomyces astaci is the source of this 525-nucleotide messenger RNA. RefSeq lists its product as hypothetical. Lineage: Eukaryota; Oomycota; Saprolegniomycetes; Saprolegniales; Verrucalvaceae. The record is from RefSeq and is a predicted model, not a curated record. The transcript has 3 exons. The coding region runs from base 1 to 525 and encodes 174 amino acids.